Pelobates cultripes (western spadefoot toad) is the source of this 379-nucleotide messenger RNA. NCBI's taxonomy places the organism in Eukaryota, Metazoa, Chordata, Amphibia, Anura, Pelobatidae. The record is from the annotation of a GenBank genome assembly.
AGAACAGAUCCCCACGAGGUAUGGAAAUGUAUCUAGGGAUACAAAAGGGACACCAGAUAGGCACUCUAGGGAGAUAAAAAGAUCACCAGAACCAGUGGUAAGGAGGAAAAUACAGACUAGUAGGAGCAAUCAGCAUCCGGUAGAAAGAAUACCAAGGGGGAUAAAUAAUAGAACUGAUUGGGAUGAAAGGAAAAAAAUCCCUACUUAUAACAGAUUUAAUGCCCUCAACACUCAACACAAAGAGGAGGAUUUUUGUGGAGACUACAUGAAGGGCAGGUACAAGGACAACAGACUAGGCUGGGGAACCCCAGGAAAAAGAGGACGGAGUAUAGAGGAGGAAUUCUUUUACAAAAAAGGGAAAAAAAAAGUCAGAGAAUAA